Messenger RNA from Punica granatum (pomegranate), 237 nucleotides. The record is from RefSeq and is a predicted model, not a curated record. NCBI's taxonomy places the organism in Eukaryota, Viridiplantae, Streptophyta, Magnoliopsida, Myrtales, Lythraceae.
AUGGCCUUGGGGGAAGGAGUGAAAUGCAGUGUGGUAGAUGGGGAGAUAGAGGAGAUGCUAGGGUUUGGUUGCGUGAAGUACAAGCGGGGGCUAGGGUGGAAGAAGAUCGUCAUCUUUAGCAAUAUUUGGAUAUUGUGUGGAGUGGAGCCCGAGGACUUGAAGCAGCUGGUUCAGGUGUCGAAAUCAAUCAAGAACGUUGUAAGUUUAAGUAACCCAGUUCCCUCGUCGCUCCAUUGA